Saccostrea cuccullata (small rock oyster) is the source of this 1938-nucleotide messenger RNA. Its product is annotated as tyrosine--tRNA ligase, mitochondrial-like. Gene Ontology annotation, biological process: tyrosyl-tRNA aminoacylation. Gene Ontology annotation, cellular component: mitochondrion; cytosol. The transcript is spliced from 13 exons. NCBI's taxonomy places the organism in Eukaryota, Metazoa, Mollusca, Bivalvia, Ostreida, Ostreidae. The coding region runs from base 174 to 1598 and encodes 474 amino acids. The record is from RefSeq and is a predicted model, not a curated record. Gene Ontology annotation, molecular function: tyrosine-tRNA ligase activity; ATP binding; RNA binding.
GCAACAGUUAUCGAAUGAAAUGCUCUUAUAUUUAACUCCGAACCACAAGUUUUAUGUUACCAUUUUAUAGGAAAGAAAGUGUAUGACGAAGUGGCCUGUUGUCAUUUAUUUGCUUCGAUCAAUGAUGUGUAGGCCUGAAUACUAUCCGAAUUUCCUUUGUUGACACUCUUAGAAUGUUGAUUUCAUGUUUUUCGAAGAUGAGUGAAAUGGCAUUAACGAAGCUGAGUUUGCGACUGUGCCAAAGAGCCAUUGUGUCUUUACACAGAUCCUACUGUAGUGUGUCGCCACGGAAUGUCCUCAAACUGCAGGAAAGGGGAGUUGUUCACUCCGUUUUUCCAGCCACACACAUUCAUGAAUUGGAGAAACAGCUAGGCCAUCCAUUGACUGUGUAUUGCGGGUUUGAUCCCACAGCAGACAGCUUACACAUUGGGAAUCUCCUGACCAUUAUUGCUUUGUUACACUGCCAGAGAGCUGGCCACCAAACAAUUUGUGUUGUGGGAGGGGCCACAGCCCAGAUCGGAGAUCCCUCAGGGAGAGCUAAAGACAGAAACCCCAUGAAGCCCGAGGUCGUGGAGAGAAAUGCGGCCUCCAUUACUGAGAGUCUAGAGAGAAUAUUCUCCAAUCACCAGCAGUACUUCUGGAGGAACCAGGGCAGGGAGCUUCCAGCUGUCAGGAUUUUGAACAACAUUGAUUGGUACAGCAAGCAGAGUGUGAUAGAUUUCUUAUCAACAUUAGGCAGAAAGUUUAGGGUGGGCAGCAUGAUGCACAUGUCCAGUGUGAAGGCACGGAUGGAAUCAGAAGAAGGACUGAGUUUGACAGAAUUUACAUAUCAGGUGUUCCAGGCCUGUGACUGGCUACAUCUGUAUGAUAACUAUAACUGUACUGUACAGGUGGGGGGAAGUGAUCAGCUAGGGAACAUUGUGUCUGGUUAUGAAUUCCUCACCAAGAUACACAAGAGACUUUUCUUUGGACUAAUGGUGCCAUUAUUGACAACAUCUGGAGGAGAGAAAUUAGGGAAAAGUGCCAACAACUCAAUGUGGUUAAAUCCAGACAAGACAACACCAUUCCACCUGUACCAACAUUUUGUCAACCUUCCUGAUUCUGAUGUAGAGACUUACCUCAAGUUGUUUACCUUCCUGACAAAGAAUGAGAUCCAGGACUGCUUAGCUGACCUGAGGGACAAACCAGAAUUAAGAAGAUCCCAGAAAACAAUAGCAGAGGAAGUAGUUAAACUUGUUCAUGGAGAAGUAGGACUGGAGCAGGCGUUGAGGUGGACGGACGUGUUCUACAUUCAGAAUGUAGAGACACUAGCGGUACUGUCUGACCUCGAGGUCAACAUCCUGUUCAGGAAUUCCCCCAUCACCUCCCUCCCCCUCUCCCCAGGGCUAAAACUGUCAAAUGUCUGUAACAGAAUCAACGUCUUCAAAAACCAAGAUGAGACGGAGAAGAAGAUAAGGGCGGGGCAGGUGAAGGUCAAUUUUAGGCAGGAGAGGAACCCGGACACUGUGCUGAGAGAAAUGGAACACAUUCUGCCAAACGACAUCACUCUUAUAACGCUAGGGAGAAAGAUUCACCAUGUAAUCAAGUGGGUAUCCUAGUGCUUAUAGACACAGGUUUUAUAUGUGUGAAUCAUCGUAAUCAAAUCAUUAUAUGUACUGACUGUGAAUCAUUGCUCCAGGAAUGACCCUGAUGAGAGACUUGGUGUGAAUAAUAAAUUUAAUACUAGCUACAUACUUCCCUUUUGUUUUUGAAGACUGUGAUACCGGUAUGUAGAAAGCUGUUGUUACAAAAUCAACUGCAGCUAAACUUGUGUACCUCAAUCACUGAUGUCUCAAUAACCAUGGAGCAAAUUCCAGAUUUACAAACCUCGCACAGAGAAUGUUAUAAAGAAACUACAUGACAGCAGGAGUGAAUAAACAGUCAUUACAUAGACUACAA